Molecule: messenger RNA, 2904 nt
Organism: Gadus chalcogrammus (walleye pollock)
Lineage: Eukaryota; Metazoa; Chordata; Actinopteri; Gadiformes; Gadidae
Gene: parn
Product: poly(A)-specific ribonuclease (deadenylation nuclease)
Exons: 26
Coding region: 86-2131 (681 amino acids)
Biological process (GO): nuclear-transcribed mRNA poly(A) tail shortening
Cellular component (GO): nucleus; cytoplasm
Molecular function (GO): poly(A)-specific ribonuclease activity; metal ion binding; RNA binding
Source: RefSeq, a predicted model, not a curated record
CAGCACCGGAAGUGUUAGGAAAAGGGUUAAAAAACCAAUUGUAACAGGCUAGCUAUCGUUAGCUGUCAGUGGUAUUUCUGCAGGGAUGGAGGUUACACGGAAAAAUUUUAAAGACUGUUUAAGCGCCGUGUAUAGUGCGAUAGACGAGGCUGAUUUCCUUGCUAUCGAUGGUGAAUUCUCAGGUAUAAGCGAUGGGCCUAAUGUCAGUGCACUCACCAAUGGAAUGGAUACACCUGAGGAACGAUACGCGAAGCUUAAAAAGCAUUCCAUGGACUUUCUAUUGUUCCAGUUUGGUCUGUGUACGUUCAAGUAUGACACGGAGGCGUCCAAGUACAUCAUCAAGUGUUUUAAUUUUUAUAUAUUCCCGAAACCCUUCAACAGAGCAUCACCCGACAUUAAAUUCAUCUGUCAAAGUUCAAGUAUUGACUUUCUAGCAAGCCAGGGGUUUGACUUUAACAAGGUCUUCCGCCAUGGGAUCCCCUACCUAAAUCAGGAAGAGGAAGCCCGUGUGAGGGAGCAGGCAGAGGAGAGACGGAACCAGCAGGCCAACGGAGCCGCAACACCGUCCUUCAUCUCACCGUCCUCUAAAGGCCCCGCGCACGUACCCGAAGAACACAAGGACUUCAUCAGCCGCGUCAUCGAGAAGGUCGAUGGCCUCUUCACCAACUCUGAGAAGACGGUGGAGUUGGAGCCAUGUACCGGGUUCCAGAGAAAGCUGAUAUACCAGACUCUUAACUGGAAGUACCCUAAGGGUCUUCAUGUGGAGACCAUAGAGACGGAAAAGAAAGAGCGCUACAUUCAGAUCAGCAAAGUGGACGACGAUGAGCGAAAGAGGAGGGAGCAGCAAAAACUGGAGAAGGAGCAGGAGGAGCUAAAUGAUGCAGUUGGCUUCUCAAGGGUCAUCCAUGCCAUCUCUAAAUCUGGUAAGCUUGUGGUCGGACACAACAUGCUUCUGGAUGUCAUGCACACAAUCCACCAGUUCUACUGCCCACUGCCACAGGACCUCCAAGACUUCAAAGAAGUAUCCAUGUGUGUGUUCCCAAGACUCCUGGACACUAAACUGAUGUCUUCCACGCAACCUUUUAAGGACUUGAUUCCCAUCACCUCUCUGGCAGAGCUGGAGAGGCGCCUCAAGGUGGCCCCCUUCAAAUCUCCUAAAGUUGAGACUGCAGAAGGCUUCCCCCGAUAUGACACAGCCCAAGAGCAGCUCCAUGAGGCCGGCUACGAUGCCUACAUCACUGGCCUGUGUUUCAUCUCCAUGGCAAAUUACCUGGGUUCAUUUUUGACCCCUCCCAAAGCCCACAUCUCUCCUCGCUCGAAACUAAUGGAGCCCUUUUUCAACAAGCUUUUCUUGAUGAGGAUCAUUGAUAUUCCCUACCUCAACAUGACCGGCCCUGACUUGCGACCCAAGCGGGACCAUGUUCUCUACGUCACCUUCCCUAAAGAAUGGAAAACCAGCGACCUCUACCAGCUCUUCAGUGCCUUCGGUAAUAUCCAGGUGUCCUGGAUAGACGACACCUCAGCUUUCGUCUCUCUCAGUCAGACGGACCAGGUUCAGAUAGCAAUGAACACCAGUCGCUAUGCAGAGAGCUACCGAAUCCAAACGUACGCAGAGUACAUGAAGGGCCGGCGGCAGGACAAGGAUGUCAACAGCCAGCCUGACCAGUCCUGGGGAGAGGAGGGCUGGGUCAAGUCCCCCACUACAGCUGGAACUACGGGCUACGGCUAUAAAGGGACUUUGGGUAAGCGCAGCAUAAGUCCCAAUCAAGCAGACCAAGGGGCUGGAGAAGCUCAGGCCACCGACGGCUGGAAUCAAAGCAGCCAUCCAGAUGGCAUGGGGAACAAGAAGCUGAAGACUGAUGAGCUAUACUCUCAAUCGUACGCAGGAGUGGUCGACAGCAGGACGUCCGAAGGCUGGCUUAAGACUCCGUGUACUUCAGAGUCUUCAGAUUUGAGUCCGAUCCAUGAAGAGCAAAGUGCCGAAGGCCCAGUUCCAGCUAAUGAGGCUGAAAACACCUGGCAAAACCCUGUGACCAAUCAAGGCAAGAAGGCUCGUAAGAACAAUAAGAAGAGGAAGAAUGAAGGUUCUGAAUCAACUGCAUCCCUGUUUGAUGUCCCCGCGGUCUGGUAGUAAGUGGUCAGGGGUGGGAGGCCCCCCCCCCUCAGGAAGAAUCUGUUUCGCUUCAAACCUUUGCUUACUGGAUCUCAUGGCACUUAAUGAUGCGGAUCAUGACUAGCAUUCGGUCAACUCCUCCUCUGACUGUGAUCAUUUCCUCAACAGUUACCAUUGGUACCGGCCAACACGUUUGACUGUAUUACUGAAGGUAAUGCAAAAGCCAUAAUCGCAGCAGGCAUCUUGUAAUGUAAGACUGGGCAAAUCUUCAAUUCUUUACUGUUCUGUAAAAGUUUUACGGGCACGUACAUGCAGGACGAUGUCGACACUGCGGCACUAUUCACUAUUCGCCAAUUUUAACCAGCUGGUCCGCUCCUUUAGUCUUGUGUUUUGUGUGUGGCUACCUGUGCAUCUAGAAAGAAUUGUGCUGGAAGCAUCACUUGACUUGACCCUAUAGUUUAGUGUUUUAAAAAAACAACAAUCAAGUCCUUUUUUUUUAAUUUUAAAGAUUGGAUAGUUACUGUCGACUUUUCCAGUUUUAUUGAAUCUAUAAGCUUCUCCAUGAUCCUGUAUUUAUAUUGGUGGUAUAUAAUUUGACCCUUUGAAGGAGGAGCCUUGUAUGGAAAUGUGUUACUAUGAAUUUAUUUGUUUUGUCUUUUUGUAAACUCCCUGUUUGUUCUACUGCGCAAUGUGUAAACGUUAAGAAUACGUGUACAUUUUGUAUAAGGAAAUUUAAAAAAAUAUUUCCUUAAAGGAAAAAUUAAAGAAUGUUUCUUAGUACAGAUGUUCAU